UUUUACAACUAAUGGUACAUUACCCCAGAAACCCCGUCAUGAAGGGAACGAUGAUCCUUGGCGCAGAGGGAUGUCUCCACUGCUUUGCAAGGUCCUGCGAAGGUGAGUUCAGAGUCGCGCUCUCAGAAACCCCACCCUCCUGUGCGUCCGAGGGGAUGUGUUCCCUUAGGGACUUUGGUUGGUAUUUAUUGAUUAGAGUCUAUUGAUGUACGCAGGAGAGGGGUGGUUUGGAUCGAUAAAUGAUAAUCAUAGCUCAGUGUCUAUGAUCCAAGCCUCGCUUAUACUCAAGCUUAUACUCAAACAGGUUGAGCACUUCUAGCUCUGUGCCACACGCCUCUCUCUCUCUCUCUUUCUCUCUGCUUUUUCUCGCUUCCUUCCCCCUUCCCUCUUCUCUGUCUGCUGCGCGUCUCUAUGGGAGGGUACUGUGGCUAACAGGCACUACCAGAGCCGGGGGGGUGGGGGAAGAGAGAGCACUGUCUAUCAACCCAGGCUAGACAUGCCAUCACAACGCUGACCCGCCUAUCGCAUCCGUGCCAUUUAAAGUAGAGAACGCCAGAGAGCGAACGAGCGGCAGAGCGAGGUAAUAAGUCAAACAUCAAGAAAUAACUAUAAAACACAAGCCUAUUACGUUACCCUGCAAGCAAACUGAGGGAAAACGACCCGUGACGGGCAAGUACAAAUAGGCAAAGUCACGUCGGUGCUGUCGGAGAGACUGAGUCCGUGCUCUCCCACUUCGCGCUCCACUGACUGUAUCUACGCUGAGUACCUCGCUGCAGCGGGAUUUACCUUUCUAUUUAAGAGUUUCUGAUUUUGUUUGCUUACGGUUCCUUUGCCCUUUGGAAUAGAGAAAGGAUUGUCCUUGUCAGACCAGACUUGGUUUCCUUCCCUCCGAAGGAAAUUGGUUUCUGCUCUCAUUCCCAGAUGAUGCCUGAUCGUCCUCGGAGGAGGCUGUCGCUGUAGCCGCUCUGUUGCCUUCUAAUAAGUUGGGUGUCGCGAUGGCGGCCGGAGUAGCAGCGUGGCUACCCUUCGCCCGGGCAGCUGCCAUAGGAUGGAUGCCCGUGGCUAACUGCCCCAUGCCUCUUGCCCCAGGCGACAAGAACAAGAAGCAAGACGAGCUUGUCAUCCUCAACGUGAGUGGCAGGCGCUUCCAAACUUGGAAGAACACCUUGGAGCGAUUCCCGGAUACGUUACUGGGCAGCACCGAGAAGGAGUUCUUCUUUCACGAAGAAAGCAAGGAGUAUUUCUUUGACCGGGAUCCUGACAUCUUCAGAAAUGUGCUGAAUUUUUACAGGACGGGCAAGUUGCACUAUCCACGGCACGAGUGCAUAUCUGCCUACGACGAAGAGUUGGCUUUCUUUGGCAUCAUCCCGGAGAUCAUCGGGGACUGUUGUUACGAAGAAUACAAAGACAGAAAGAGGGAGAACGCAGAGAGGUUGAUGGAUGACAGUGACUCUGAAAACAAGGUGGAAGGUAACCUGCCAUCGCGCACCUGCCGCCAGACUAUGUGGAGGGCCUUUGAGAACCCGCACACCAGCACCUUGGCCUUAGUCUUUUACUAUGUCACUGGCUUCUUCAUAGCAGUGUCAGUCAUCACCAAUGUGGUCGAGACGGUGCCCUGCGGAAUUGGCCCGAGCGACGUCAAGGACUUGCCAUGCGGAGAAAGAUACGUGGUGGCUUUCUUCUGCUUGGACACCGCGUGUGUCAUGAUCUUCACUAUCGAAUACCUUCUGCGGCUUUUUGCAGCCCCGAGCCGCUACAGGUUCAUGAGAAGUGUGAUGAGCAUCAUCGAUGUAGUGGCCAUCAUGCCUUAUUACAUUGGCCUGGUUAUGACCAACAACGAGGACGUGAGUGGAGCCUUUGUGACUCUUCGUGUCUUCAGAGUCUUCCGGAUUUUCAAGUUUUCUCGCCAUUCCCAAGGACUGAGGAUCCUCGGUUACACCCUGAAGAGCUGCGCGUCUGAACUGGGAUUCCUCCUGUUUUCCCUCACCAUGGCCAUCAUAAUCUUUGCCACAGUGAUGUUCUAUGCUGAGAAGGGCUCGACGCAUAGCAAGUUUACAAGCAUUCCCGCGUCCUUUUGGUACACAAUCGUCACCAUGACAACUCUGGGCUAUGGCGAUAUGGUACCGAAGACAAUAGCUGGGAAGAUCUUUGGCUCCAUCUGUUCCUUGAGUGGUGUCCUGGUGAUCGCUCUGCCUGUCCCAGUCAUCGUUUCCAACUUCAGCAGAAUCUACCAUCAGAACCAGCGGGCAGACAAGCGGAGAGCACAAAAGAAGGCCAGGCUUGCGAGGAUAAAGAUAGCGAAGACUGGAAAUGCCAAUGCCUAUCUUCAGAUCAAACGUAAUGGCUUGAUGAAUGAGGGACUGGAGAUCACAGAGUCAGGCGAUAAGGACCAGCAGCCAUGUCCCAACAGACCAGGAUCAGCUGUGGCCAGGCAACAUCACCAUCUGCUGCAUUGCUUGGAGCGGACAACUGGACUGUCCUACCUGUUGGAUGACCCUCUCUUAUCGGUACGGACAUCAACUUCCACCAAGAACCACGAGUUUCUCGAUGAGCCGGCUUUCGAACAGAAUUGCCUCGAAGGUUCGAUGCAGAACUGCCCGUCCACUCAUAGCCCCUCACUUUCCUCCGAGUCUGGGACAGCCAGCACCUGUUGUUCCCGCCGGAGUAACAAGAAGUCCACUCACCUGCCCAACUCCAGCGUGUCAGCGGCGAAUCUGAGAAGCAUGCAGGAACUCAGCACCAUUCACAUUCAGUGCGGGGAGCAGAUAUCCUUCAACACCAGUCGUUCCAGUCUGAAUGAUAAAUCGGAGGAGGGAAUGAGGAUCAACUGCAAGAGCUCUCAAAUCACCACGGCGAUAAUCAGCAUCCCGACAUCACCUAGCAUUACACCGGAGGGGGAGAGUCGUCCCCCCAUCCCCAGUCAAUCCAGCACCAACGUGAAUACCACAAGCUGCAAUAUCGUCAAAGUGUCUGCCUUGUAAAAAAGAACAAAGCUGCCCUAGCUCUCAGUCACCUGACAUCCUCAAGAUCACAUGACACUGACAACCACAUGGCAAGGGUCCAAGGAGAAACAGUGGAUGAGUCUAAUUCCAGUAGUAAGGGUGAGGGUGAUCUGACAUCACCACGUUUUACAUCCUGAAGAACCGGCACCGUGUCAAACAAAUAUUUAUUUCUGUUUCUCUUUUUUUUUUGGUGAGAAGAAUAUCAGGGAAAUCUCCCUGACUCAAGAGGGACCAAGGCUAUAACGACUCAAUGCGGGGCAACAGGAGAGAUUACAGAAGCCAGGUCCGCAUUGCUUCAUUUUUAAGCACCUAUCUUAGGUGGCGUUUAAGACGGAUAAUAUUUAUUCACAAACUACGAGUAUGACAAGGCAAGCCUGCUGUGAAAAGGGAGACAGGGAUCUUUUUUUCGUGUGUGUGUGUGGAAAAGUUACUUUACAAAAAAGAACUGUGUCUCACUGAAGAAGCGAUUUAGGCUCCAGAUGUCGUUGUAGUCAACUACUUUUUGACACAUUUCUAGUGAAAGUCACAUUUGGAAUAGAAGACCGCUUUUAACUGUUGAUGUUGAAGAGCUCAUCGGCUAUGGUCUUUAGUAUCAAUAGGAGCUUUCAUUUCUGCUAUUAAAUCCCUGUGACAUUUCAGUGUGUGUUGCUUUCAAGAAGCAACCUUGUGUGAACAUGGUGUUUGUCGGUUAAGUAUAGUCUGUGUGCAUAGUUUGAGGAGAAUACAAUAUCCAGCAAAUUGGUGCAUUCCAUGCACUCAUUCCUCCCUUUCUCAGUUUCAUGCAAUUCGCUCUCUCACCUGCGUAGUGUGACUUCAUUAGUACUAGUUAGGGGAAAAACCAUUUAAUGUAUUUUGCAAAAAAAAACGUGUGAGUUGAAGACAUGGGAACUUGCAUUGAUCUGAGAAUGUGUCGCCCUCUGCUUUUUGCAGAACCGUGAAUUUUAGACUUGAAUUCGAUGGAAGCGUCAGUCAGUAUGUUAGUAUAUUUUGGCUCUGUAUAGUUCAAUGCCAGUAGGGAUCAGAUCCUGAGUUCAAUGCAGAACAAGGGUAGUUUUUGUUUCGGAUUAACGCUCUGGGUGAGUGUGAGUGUGUGUGUGAGUGUGAGUGUGUGUGUGAGUGUGUGUGUGUGUGUGUGUGUGUGUGUGUGUGUGUGUGUGUGUAUGCAUGCAUUUGCGUGCAUGUGUGUGUGUGUGUGUAUGCAUGCAUUUGCGUGCAUGUGUGUGUGUGUGUGCAUGUGUGUGUGUUUGUGUGCAUGUGCUUGCGCGUGUGUGUGUGUGUGUGUGUGUGUGUGUGUGCAUGUGCGUGUGUGUGUGUGUGUGUGUGUGUGUGUGUGUGCACACGCGCUAAGGUAUGGUGGGCCAGAGAAUUUAUUCCCUUAAUCAAUGAGAUUUCAAGAAAGAAAACUAAAAACAGAGAAAGAUAACAGUGGGAACUAUAACCGUAUAAGACUUAGAAAGAGGAAGAAGGCUUAGAUUGCAUAAACAAAUUCAUUCAUUAUCUCUAGUUUUACCAUGAUUUUCCACCAGGUAAUGCUGAAAAUACACAAACCAUAUCAUUGGAGAGGGAAACAAGAGUGAUUUUUCCAUUAUGUCAAUGAUCUUUUAUCGGAUGAUUGCUUUGAAGUGAGAACCCCUCCCUUCUUGUCGGUUGCAAAGAUACAACUAAUAUGUUGAUCCUUUCAGCACUUACUGUGCCAUUCUGAGCAGUAUGCUGCUUGUGUAUGAUAGUCUGCCCAGGUGAACUAGUGCGUGAACUUGCAAUAUUCACGAACUUCAAGGCCAAGUAAGCAGAGACAUCCAGUGGGCCAUCCUAUCUGGGUCUGGUAUUGGGCCAAAGCUUGCUAACAGAAUAUAAAUAUGAUAACAACUACUCACUGUCAUGGAGAGCCAAGUUGGAUGGAGAUUUAAAAGAUUAGCAGAUACUCUGUGAGUCAAAACUGUCCAAAAUCCACUGAUUCAUUUAACUUGCCCUGCUUGCUGAAUUUACAUGCUAAUUGUCCAUCAAAGCUCACUCUAAUCGUAAAAAAGCAAAUACACUUUCAGCAAAGUGAAUAAUUAUUUUUCACAGUCUCUGUCCGAGUAAGUGAAUAAUUUAACUAUCGAUUCACAUCCCUUCACAUAGUGAAUUGUUUGCUGGAAAUUUUAAAGAUUUUGAACUUAUAAUUUUGAAUUAAGUUUUAUUUUUUAAUCAGAGAUACAUCACAGCCAUAGAUUGGACCAACAAGCCCAUACCACCCAUUUACACCCAUGUGAACAAUCGACCUACUAGCAUGUCCACCUUUGAAAUAUGAAAGGAUUCUGGAGCACCCAGAGGAAGUUCGUGCGGUCACGAGGACAAUGCACAAGCUCCUUAAAGACGGAGGCAGGAAUUGAACUGCUGUAAUAGCACUACACUAACUGUUACACUACCUGCCACCCUAAAACUUAUAAUUUCUUUUUUCACUAUUCCUUGCAUUUGGUUCUCUUUCUCACACUCUCCCAACCAAUUCUAUCUUCUCCUCAGUUUAUUUCCCUCCCUGUUGCUAAUUUGACAAAUUCAUACUACCUUAUUCUCCAUCUCUCCUCUAUUUAGACUUGAAACCUCAUUGGUUGAGGGUGUUGAGGAGAUCUGACAUUGCCCUCCCAUUAUCUGUUCACACAGUCAGCAAGGUAUUGGUGGAGCUGAAAAAAGCGAAUUUAGCAACAUACCACUGUAAGAUGGCCCUCUCCAGUAACUCCAACCUGUUGGUACCCACUGCAGUAGUGAGUCUGUGUCAAACCCUUCCUCUGGAAGGGAAGCCAACAAGAAUUGCUUUAAAAAGAAACUUGGUCAAAUUAGAAAUCAUUAGCAAAUUGGGGUGGUAACCAAUACAGAAUGUCUGUCAACACCACACUGGCAGUCAGAGUUAUUGAGGAAAUUUUCACCAAUGCACAACACGGACGUUGGGAAACGUCUGCCCACAAGUCCACUGCAUGACACCCUCCAACGCUGACCAGCUAAGCCGGCAUUUAUUGCCCGUCCCUAGUUGUCCUUGAGAAGGUGGUGAUGAGCUGUCUUCCUGAGAUGCUGCAGUCCCGGAGGUGUAGGUGCACCCACUGUGCUGUUAGGACUCUGCUACCACAUUGUUCCAUUAUUGUAAUCAUUCCCAGCUCCUAGCCCAGACUCUGUGCAGCGUUGCUUUCACCCAAUCAGGUGACUCCCACUGCAGCUCUUCCCCAACUCUUCACUUGACGCAUCAACGUGCAGACGGGGUUCCACUUUUGGACUUGAAUCCAUAUCUAAUGGCAGGCUCCCUCCUUGGAUCUGAGCAGAAGGCAUUAGGUUCAAUUGCCCUUGUGUGAUAAGAUAUUGGCCACAGCUAUUUUGGGGCAUUUUUAUUGAUUUUUCCACUUAGAGUCAUAGAACACUACUGCACAGAAACAGGCCCUUCGGCCCAUCUAGUCCAUGCCAAACUAUUAAUUUGCCUAGUCCCAUUGACUUCCACCUGGACAAUAGUCCUCCCAUCCAUGUACCUAUUCAAUUUUCUCUUAAAUGCCCAAAACCUCAACUGUUUAUUCCCCUCCAUAGAUGCUGCCUGACUUGCUGAGUUCCUCCAGUAUUUUGUGUGUGUUGCUCUGGAUUUCCAGCAUCUGCAGAAUGUCUUGUGUUUAAUGUUGAUUCCUGUUGGAUUUCAGAUCAUCCCUUUUGGCUGGUCCAACAUCCCCUUGGUAAUCACCAAUUUGUUCCAUUGGUUGAGGUACAAAGGACAGGCGGCCCUCUUGAAAUGAUCCACACUGCGACAAAUUCUCCAGUCGGAUGGUUUUGCCAAGUCUUAGAGUUGGCAAAGUACUAGAUCCAUAGAAGAUAUUGGUUACCUCGACCUGCAGUCCACUUAGCCUCAGACGCCACACUCACUAUGACAGAAGAACCAAGGAAAGUCAGCAGUCCAUAAAGGAACAGCAUUCGCAGAGGAACUCAGCAGGUCAGGCAGCAUCUAUGGAGGGAAGUGAACAUUUCAAGCCAAGACCUUUCAUCAGGACUGACAAAGGGAUUCCACUCGAAACAUUGACUGUUCAUUCCUCUCCAUAGAUGCUGCCUGACCUUCUGAGUUCCUCCAGCAUUUUGUGUGUAUUAUUCAAGACUUCUAGCAUCUGCAGAACCUCUUGUGUCUCAGCAACAGAGGAGUGUCUAGCCUGCAUUCCCUGAUUUGCCAUCUGUGAAAACAAGGAAUGAAAAAGAUAAGCAAUUCUCCAGCUAAUGGUUAACCAGAGCAAACUGGUGAGCUGGUAGAGGAACUCAGUAGGUCAGGCAGCAUCUGUAAAGGGAAGCUGACAGUCGAUGUUUUGCAUCGAGACCCUUCAUCUGGAUAUUCAAUUCAAGUACACAGGGGCUGCCUGACCCGCUGACUUCCUCCAGAUGCUUUCUUUUGCUCUAUAUUCCAUUAUCUGCAGCCUCAUUUGUCUCCGUAUCGCUCAAAGGGCCUGAUCACCGCAAACACACCUGAUCAGCAGCGUCAAGUGCUUGCAUUUAUUUGACACCUCUAAGGUAGCACGAUGUUGCUCAAGGAAGCACUUUAUAAGGAGCUUCUGUGCAGAAGACCAUAAGGCCAUUAGAGAUGGGAGCAGAAUUAGGCCAUGCAGCCCAUCAAGUCUGGUCCACCGUUCCAUCACGACCGAUUUAUCAUCCUCUCCGACCCAUUCUCCUGCCUUCUCCCCAUAACUAGUGAUGCUCCCACUUAUCAAGAAGUGGUUAAGGCGUUCGUCUUGUGAUUUGAAGGUCGCUAGUUCGAGCCUCAGCUGUGGCAGCGUGUGUGUCCUUGAGCAAGGCACUUAACCACACAUUGCUCUGUAACAACACUGGUGCCAAGCUGUAUAGGUCCUAAUGCCCUUCCCUUGGACAACAUCGGUGACACGUAGAGGGGAGACUUGCAGCACGGGCAACUGCUGGUCUUCCAUACAACCUUGUCCAGGCCUGCGCCCUGGAAACCUUCCAAGGCACAAAUUCAUGGUCUCAUGAGACUAACAGAUGCCUAUUAUCAACCCCCACGUUAAAUAUAUCCAAUGAUUUGGCCUCCACAGCUGUCUGUUGAAAUGACUUCCACAGAUUCACCACCCUCUGGCUAAAAAAAAUCCUCCUCAUCAAAGAAGGUGAAAGGAAAAUUCUAAUGAGUAAGGUGCAACUGGGAGUGGUGAAGUGAUGAAAUUUGGGAAUGCUCAAGUGGUCAAAGUCAAUUAUUAGAAAGAAUAGUCACUGGCUAUUAAAUGGAUUCUGAGGUCCACUUAUUCAAUCUUCCACUCUGUACACUGUACCCAAUCUCCUACAUUCCCUCACCAAUAUGGCAAACUGCCAUACUGCCAUAUUGUACUUACCAUGAAGAAUUUUCUGUAAGAGGCAACUCGCUUCACAAGAUCACAAGACAAAGGAGCAGAAGUAGGCCAUUCAGCCCAUCAAGUCUGCUCCGCAGCUCCCCCAUGAGCUAAGCUAUUCAUCCACCUAGUUCCAAUUUCCGGCUUUUUCCCCAUAUCCCUUGAUACCCUGACUAAUUAGAUACCUUCUCAGCAGUCAGCCCAGCAGGGUCAUGGUGUCAGCUGCCACCGGGAAACAUGCGAUUUUUACUGGAUAAUUGUGGGCAAAAUCCAUCCUUGCAAAUUUUUAAACGGGGUUUUCCUCAAUUUUGCAGGAAUCAUCUGCCUGGAAGUUACCACUGCACCCAUUCACCACACCAAUAAACAGACAUCUCUAACCUCUAGUCCAGGGGUUCCCAAUCUUUUUUAUGCCAUGGACUCCUACCAUUAACCAAGGGGUGUGCGGACCCCAGGUUGGAAACUCCUACUCUAGAUGCUUGUAUUUUUAUGCCGACAUGGUGUUAAAAACACAAGAGAUUUUGCAGCUGCUGAAAAUCCAGAGCAACGCACAAAAAAUUGCUGGAGGAACUCAGCAGGUCUAGCAGCAUCUACGGAGUGGAAUAAAGAGUCAACAUUUCAUCCGAGACCUGAUGAAGGGUCUCAGCCUACUGUGUCGGCUGUUUAUCCCCCUUCAUACAUGCUGCCUGGCCUACUGAGUUCCCCCAGUAUCCUGAGUGUUGCCUAUGGUGUUAAAAAAGGCAUUAAAAAGAAUUAAUUCCUCUCAAAGGGUUAAUCACUGUUCUGAAAGAGAGAAAAAAACAAGGCAGCCAGUUUGUGAGCAGCAAGUUCCUACAAACAGCGGUCACAAAAUCAUUGAUCUGAUUUUACUGAUGUUGACUGAAGAAAAAAUGUUAACUGUGAGACUGGGAGAAAUUGUGCUGUGGAGUCUUUUAUUGACUCAAGCAAGCAGACAGGGCCACAAGUUAUUAUCUCAGCUCUCUCGUUGCUAUUGGUUUAUGUUCCCACAUUCUGAAUCAGGUACUAAAGGGCAUUGAUAGGAGGCCUGGCUGAAAGUUACGCAGUGAUAUAAUUGCCUUCUGCAUAUUCAGUUUUUCCCAUGGAAGGCUGUUACACAGAAUGGGAAGAGGAGGAAAACGACAGAACAAAAAAGAAGAUAGAAUAGAUUUAUUUUUGAGAGAACUCAUUGUUUUACUUCUAGUGCAGCUCUCUUCUAUCAUUCUGUACAAUCAGAAUUCAGAAUCAGUGGAUCAGAAGUAACGCAUAAAAGGUGGUGGAGGAACUCAGCAGGUCAGCCAGCAUCUAUGGAAAGGAAUAAACAGUCGAUGUUUCGAGCUGAGGCCCUUCACCAUGACUGGAAAGGAGGGGAGAAGAAGGCAGAAUAAGAAUGGGGGAGAGGGAAAGGUGAUAGGUGAAGCCACAUGAAGUGGAAAGCUAGGAGGUGAUUGGUGGAAAAGGUAGAGGGCUGAAAAAGAAGAAAUCUAAUAGGAGAAGCGAGUGAGCCUUGGGAGAAAGGGAAGGAGGGGAAGGCACCAAGGAGAGGUGAUAGGCAAGUGAGGAGAAGAGAAGAGGUAAGAGAGGGACCAGAAUGGGGAAUGGAAGAAGAGGGAAGGGGGAGGGAAAAAUUAGAGAAACCGAUGUUCAUGCCAGUGGAUCAGGUGGCAUUUGUGGAAGAGCCUCAGGGGCCCAGGUUGCUGUGCACCAGUGACUAGAUUUGAAUAACGUGCUUCCUCAACAACACGAUCGCAAUGCAAGGUCUCAAAUUAACAAAGUCAGAAUAGGUGAUAUUAUAACAAGUGACCAAAGGUCUAAUGAAAGAGAUAGUUCUGAAGGCUAGUUUUAAAGGAGGGGUUUUAAAAGGGUGAAGAGAGGCUUGGAGGCAUAGGAUCUCUAUAGCUGAACUGUCCAGAACUAGUCAAUUAUAAAGUUCUUGGAGACUUGCUGAGUUGCUGGACAUCACAGAGAAAGGCCAGCGGAGGUUCCUCUACCUCCCUUUACUCUUUUAAAACGUUGUUUAAAACCUGUCGAUCUCCUUCACUCCAUCCACAAAAAGCAGGGUUUAUCAGUGGCCACCCAGAUCAAUCAGCCUCCCUGUUCCCAUUCUGACGUGUCAGUCCAUGGUCGUCUCUACUGCCAUGAUGGGGCCAUUCUCAGGUUGGAGGAGCAAUGCCCCAUAUUCCACCUGGCUAGCCUCUAGGCUGAAGGCAUGAACACCGAUUUCUCUCUCCAGCCCCACUUGUCUCUUUUUCAAUCACCUCACCUCUUUUCUUCUCCUUACUUGCCUCUUACUUCUCUCUCUGACACCCCUUCUCCAAUGGUCCGCUGUACUCUCCUAUCAGAUUCCAUUUUCUACAGCUCUUUACCUUUUCCACAAAUCACCUCCCAGCUUCUAGCUUGUAGUCCUUCCCCUCUCCCCCCCCCCCACCAACUCCACCUAUUCUGACUUCUUCACCCUUCCUUUUCAGCACCGAUGAAGGUUCUCGGCCCAAAAUGUUGACUCUUUAUUCCUUCCCAGAGACACUGCCUGACCUGCUGAGUUCCUCCGGCAUUUUAUGUGUAUAGCUCUGAAUUUCCAGCAUCUGCAGAAUCUCUUGUGUUUCUAUUUAAAACCUGACUCUUUUCCCAAGCUUUUACUCAUUUGUCUUAAUGAUGUUAAUCUUAUGAAUUAACUCUUCUUGGGCUUCCAGCCGGGUACAGGUACUGAAUUUAAUCAACGUUUUGAUGACAAACUCUGCCAUCUUCAUUAUGGAUGAUGCCUGUGCAUGUCUAGUCUGGUGAUUGUCCAUCCCUCUUGAUACCUGUACCUGGCUGGAAGCCCGAAAAGAGUCUGUUCAUUAUAUACAUCGGGAAGGCACCAGAUCCUUGUUAAUCUUAGUUUGAGGUGGUCUGGGAUGUUGUAUUACAUUAAAAGGUGUCAUGUAAAUAUUAUAUGUUCUUAUUGCUAAUACUCUUUAAGGAUAAACUCCUCUGAAUGAGCUAGAGAACUAUGGGAACAUGCACAACCCUGGCCACACACCUCCCCACGUGCAGUUACAGAACUAGCUGGAUGGAGCACAGGAAGUGCACCUCCAUCACAUUUACCUGAUGGAGGGGCAAAGUGGGAGUGGCGGGGGUGUAAAAGACAGCACAAGCAACAACAGCAAAAGUAAAAGUCUCUUCAGUAAUCAAAAUCAUUAUAGUUCUGGCUGCUACAUUUAGAUUUCUUGGAGAUCCUUUAUAAAUCAACCCUGAAAUAAUUAAUGUGUGCGGAGCAUUUCAUGGCACUGGGCCUGUUCUUACUGGAGUUUAGAAAAAUGGGUGGGGGAGGGAUCUCAUUGAAACCUAACGAAUAUUGAAAGGCCUAGAUAGAGUGCCAAGGAGAAGAUGUUUCCUAUAUUAGGAGACUCCAGGACCAGAGGGCACACCCUCAGAAUAGGAGGCUCUCCCUUUAGGACAGCGUUGAGGAGGGAUUUCUUUAGCCACAGCAUGGUGUAUCUGUUGAAUUCAUUGCUAAAGAUAGCUGUGGAUGCCGAGUGAUUGGGUAUGUUUAAAGUAGAGAUUAAUAGGUUCUUGAUUAGUAAGGUCAUCAAAGUUUAUGGGCAGAAGGCAAGAGAAUAGGGUUGAGAGGGAUAAUAAAUCAGCCAUGACGGAUUGGCAGAGCAGACUCAAUGGGGCAAUUGACCUAAAUCUGUUCCUAUGUCUUAUGCCUUUAUGGUCUAAUGAAGUCAAUGUGGAAGGGCCAUUAGAAAACGCCAAGGAAGUGGAACUAGCUGGACUUACAUAUGACAUACUAACAUACUAACUUACAUAUGACCAAUAUAGAUGCAAUGGACUGAGUGGCCACCUUCCAUGCUUAAUCCAUUCUGAGCCAAGGUGCAAAGAACAAAUUUUCUAUCACUGAAGAAGUAUUGAGAUACAUCAUGAGCAGAUGGUAUCAAUGUUUUUUCUUUCAGUAAAGUCAUUCCUCCCUGAUGACAAGAAGUAAAAAAUAAUCUUCUGCACCCUUCAGUGAGCAUUCAGCAAAGAAAACCUGUCUGGGCACAAAAUAAAUGAGCAAAGGUGGGCUACGGGCUCUCUAACAGAGAGCCAGGAAGCAGGCAAUAAGGAAGCAAAGAGACACUUAAGGGGGGCAGGAAGCACAACAAGAUUGGACAAAUGGAUAACCAAUGGCAGGGCAGCGGGAGGUGGCUGAAAUGACAAUAAUGCCCAGAAUGGAAGUAACUGAAUAUGACAGUCCUAAUCUCAUCAUAAAAACUCUGGGAGGGAAACAGUACGACACACAGAAUAUUAUGGGGUUUGAUCAAUAAAUUCUUCACAAUUCACCUAGUAACAAUUUCAAAUGGAUUUAUAAGUAAUAUGACUCCUGCCACAGUUGCCCAAUAGCCCAUCUCCUCACUCUAACUCCUACUCAUCCAAUACCCAUAUCUCAUUCCCAUCCUGUCACCCAUCUCCAGUCCUUCCCUCUUCUUCCCCCCACCCCCCACGCUCCACUCACUCCCCUCUUCUCUAUCUCCCUUCCACCCCCUCCACCACUCCCUUGAUUUCAGUAAUGCGUGUAAACUUUUUUCAGAUGGAAAUUUUUGCCCACAGUGAAUCGCUCUAGACUUACAAUUAUGUUGGCUCCAAGAGGAAUGGAGGAAGUAAGGGUGGGUUUGCAAGCAUUCUCUGUAAUACCUUCUCCACAAGGCGAAUGCAUUAAAAUAAUAAUAAGCACAUGCAUCAAGACUCUUCAUUCACAACUGUGUCUCUCUUCCUGAACAUUAUGAAGAGUGUGUUGAACUCAAUCAUGCCCUCCUGAUCAGCCCCAAUACCCUCUCCACUGACAGUGGUGCAUCUUACUCCAAUCAGUUGAAUAUUUUGACACCAGUACAACCCAUCUGUAGCAUUCCUAUGUGAUAUGUACCUAGACUAUUAGUAUUGCUUCAUGUUCUUGCGUUUUCUGAUUUGUAUGUAUUAUUUUAAUUAGCUUCAUUUUUAAUCUUUCUAUUGAACCUUCCUUUUGGAAAAAUAAGAUGAACCAUUUUGAAAUCUCCAUCACAGGAAGACAAUGUAGGGAAAGUGCCUAUGAUCAUAUAUUCUCAACGUCAAAUGAUCUCUGUAUUCAUCGUACAGUGGAUGAGGUCAAUAAACUUGAUAGU
Messenger RNA from Mobula hypostoma (lesser devil ray), 13440 nucleotides. RefSeq names its product potassium voltage-gated channel, Shal-related subfamily, member 3 (gene kcnd3). The coding region runs from base 996 to 2981 and encodes 661 amino acids. NCBI's taxonomy places the organism in Eukaryota, Metazoa, Chordata, Chondrichthyes, Myliobatiformes, Myliobatidae. Gene Ontology annotation, molecular function: A-type (transient outward) potassium channel activity; protein binding. The record is from RefSeq and is a predicted model, not a curated record. Gene Ontology annotation, cellular component: neuronal cell body; voltage-gated potassium channel complex; dendritic spine. The transcript has 8 exons. Gene Ontology annotation, biological process: protein homooligomerization; potassium ion export across plasma membrane.